UCAGGCUCUCUCAAUACGCUCUGCAACUGUGUGCUUUACUUUAAGCAGAUAUAGUGUGUCCUGUUAACCAAAAGUGCUAUACGCAUGACAGUAAAAUAACGUAUUGUAAAAGUUCAGCUUUAAUUAGUAUUGAAGAAAUAAAAGUAUUAUCCAUGGACAAUGAAAGAAAUUCUGAACUAAAGGUACCGUAUAUACGGACUAUUCAGAUAUAUCAUAAAGAAAAAAAUGUUUUGAAAGUGCCUUUGUUGGAUCCAUGGGAAUAUGAACACGUGUAAAAUAAAUUAUAAAGGCAUGGAUCUGACGAUUCUCUUUUGGCCAUUUGAAUAAUGUGUGGACUUUGAUAGGAGCGCCGGAAGACUUUGUCCAUUUAAACUCAGCAGUGAAUAUUAGAACCUCGUUGAUUUGCCUCCAGAAACUAUUUCCUGCAAACAGUAAAACUGAACAGCUAACGUCGUAGACAUGGCUGAAACUAAUAGCAGCAAUUUUGCUGCAGUGUACACGGUAACUGAAGAAUACAUAUCCAGAAACAUUAAUUACCCUCACACGUUCAACUAUGAAACAGACUAUGAGAUCCCACCCGAUGAAAUGCCGGAUAUGACCCAGGGCAUGGCCUUUUUUGCCGCCACAAUCGUCAUUGGUGUGGUUUUGAUAUGCAUCAUGUUGGUUUGUGGCAUCGGCAACUUUCUGUUCAUCGCGACCCUGGCUAGAUACAAAAAACUGAGAAAUUUGACCAACCUGCUCAUUGCUAACCUGGCCAUUUCAGAUUUCAUUGUGGCAAUUGUGUGCUGUCCUUUUCUUGUGGAUUACUAUGUUGUGAAGCAGCUCUCCUGGGAACACGGACUAAUGCUGUGCGCCUCAGUCAAUUACCUCAGAACGGUGUCUUUGUACGUUUCCACCAAUGCCCUCCUGGCCAUAGCAGUGGACAGAUAUAUGGCAAUUGUUCACCCUCUGAGACCUCGUAUGAAGUAUCAGACAGCUUAUUGCCUCAUCACUGGGGUCUGGAUUGUACCCAUUCUCAUCUCUAUACCUUCUGCUUAUUUUGCAACCGAGACCAUGUAUCCACAUGGUUUGACUCAGAGCAAAAUCUUCUGCGCUCAGAUCUGGCCGGUUGAUCAAGAGAUUUACUACCGCUCCUACUUCCUCUUCAUUUUCGGUGUGGAGUUCGUUGGCCCUGUAGUGACCAUGGCCAUGUGCUAUGCCAGGAUUUCCUGUGAGCUGUGGUUCAAAAGUGUCCCUGGAUUUCAAACAGAGCAGGUAAGGAAGAGGCUUCGAUGCCGGAGGAAAACCGUCGUGGUGCUCAUCGCCAUCCUGACCGCUUACAUUCUCUGCUGGGCUCCGUAUCACGGUUUCACCAUCCUGCGGGACUUUUUCCCAACAGUGUACUCAAGAGGCAAGAACUCCCUGACAGCCUACUACAUCAUUGAGUGCAUUGCCAUGAGCAACAGCAUGAUCAACACCUUCUGCUUUGUGAGCAUGAAGAAUAAUACUGUGAAGUAUUUCAGGAAGAUCGUACUUUUGAGGUGGCGCUCCACUUAUGCUUCAAACAAAACCGUUGACGAGCUAGACAUGCAAACAUCAACGAUGCCCGUCACAGAGGAAAUAGACUGCAUACGUCUGAAAUGAAGUAUCAGAAGUCCGCAGCUGUGACUGUAGGAGCCAGUUAUUGAUUUUUGAGCUGGGUACUUUGCUGUGAACAACAAGGGCCACGUUAUCAUGGCAGAAUCGUCAAGAGGUUAAAUCCAUAAUUAAAUAAUUUAAUUCCAUCUGUGACAGAUGUGUUUUGGUGCGACUACAUUGAGUUUGCUCUGUAGCACAAAGUUUUACCUUGCUCAGUUGUGGUUGCUUCAAAGCUCUGUGUGCCAGCUGAACGUAAAAGCAUUUAAAUGUCGGUCCCUCCAUUUACCAUAGUCUUGUCUACCUACAAGUGUACAGACAACUGAAGUCUCAAGUACUGUGGUAAAGAUAUUAACAGCACAUUAUUAUUUGUGUUCCAAUUUGAUAUUUAAAGAAAUAGACAUUAUUUGUACAAAGGAGUUUGUUGUAUUUUUCAGUAAAAGCAGAAAUAAAAUGAGUAUUGUUGUGCAGUGCAAAAGUGUCUCUUUCUCAGCUCAAACAAUACCUUGAUGUUCAGGUAUAUUGAUUAUUGCAUGGCUUUUGAAUUCUGAGUGUUUAAGUUAUCACUUAUUUUUAUUUUGGUGUGUGCUACAAAGAUUGCCUUCUGUGUCCUUGCUCAUCCAAUUUAUUGUUUCUUAUUUCACAUUCUUUUUAAUUCUGAGAGGAAGGAAGAAACUAGUUUAAGUCAAGCAAAAAGCCAUUUCCUAAUCUAUCAAUUUGAGAAUAAAAAAUGAAUGUGUUGCUAUGGAUCCAUUUGAUCUUAUUAAACUAGGUUAGGUCUGUCUAACAAUUCAGGAACAAAUUUCCAUCUGGUCUAUUUUGCAAUUGGGGCGCUGCUUCAUUUUUUUCUUUUUUCUUUAAAAAUGUAUUUUUUUUACAUUAGUCAGGAGCACAAAUCUUUCAUAAAAAUAUAAUAAAGGUUAGAAAUGAGAGGAGGCCAUCUAGUUUAUUUAAUUGCCAUUACACAGUUAAGCCACUAAAGAGUUUAGUGUACAUUUAUGUCAUGCGUCGCAGUCUUUUUAUCACUAUAUUGUUUUCAAAAUGCAUUUGAAUAAUUUAAGAAAUCUUUUCUUUUUUUACUACAUUUUUUAUUUCUAAAGUCCCAAGUUCUACUCAAUAGUGAGCACACUAUUUUUAGAGUGGCUCUGUUCCAUCAAUAUACAGUACUUCAUCAUCCUCACAGGUGCACCUUCAUUGGAGAAGAGUAUGAUUUUUCCCAUGGAAAUGUACUAAUAGUGGCUGUUACCUCACUAUUUCAUUCAGGAGCAUACAGUAUGUGAAAGUAUAUGCAUAUUGAAGCAUAAACCAAUUGCACUGGCAGUCACUCAAACUUAAUUUCAGGCUUACUUUGGUUUUAAGGUUUCUCAUCCUCAGUAGCUAAUGUCUUGUUUGGUCACAGUAUUUUUAAAUAUGCAGAUCAUAUCUGAAAUAAUCUUAUUAAAAACAUACCAGUAGUUUCUGCAUUGACUUUUCAGUUUAGCUAAUUUUGGAACCAUGCAAUUGUUCUCUAAAUUGCCAAAAUGUUCCUUUAUUGAAACUCAAUGGCUGAAACUAAGGGAAAACGGCAAGAACAUACAAAGGAUCUUCUGUCACUCUGGCUGCAUUGUAGCACACAGAAUUAAGGAAAAUAAAUAAAAUUCUGUAAGGAAACAGAAAAACAGGAAACUGAAGUAAGAGCUCCAAUUGAAGGGCUGCAGGGUAGUAUUCCUUAGAGGAUUCCGAUAAUAUUGGUGAGCUUUAGGAAAACAGCAAGAACUCAUUAGACUACUAGAGAAGGUAUUAAAAUGUAAUGCCUCAUCUUUUUAAAAUAACCCUUUUAAAACCUUAAUUGGAAAUUGCUUGAGUUUAAGGACAACACAUGGGGAGAGAAUUAAACAUGGAUCACAGGUCAGUCUCUGAAGGUUGUUUUUAUAACUCUGAUUAUUACUUUACAGCUGAUGGUCCUAAAUUAAAUUCCAAUGUGUGGUGCUUUCCAAAGCUUUAUAGCUGAGUCAAUAGAUUUGAUUAACCACGCUGUCAGUUAUCCAGACUAUGGAAGUGUGUCUGUCUUGUUAAUGCUGAGAUCAUUCAUCAAGCGUUCUUCCUAUUUAGGGUUGUCCACUCAUUAUUUCAUCAAUCCAGGAAUUACAUUCUAUAACCAAAGUGGUCAAAAUAGCAGACCCCUCUAAUUAAUUGGUAGUUUCGGGGAAAACAUAUUAAACUUUUUUAAUAGAAUUAUUUAAUAGAAUUCUCUCAUUGUCUUAACACUUGUGGUUAAUACCACGUAUCUGCCAAAAUAUCAAACUGCCAAACCUAACUACGAUGUAGAGACACAUUAGUAUGUGAUUCUUACAGAAAAUUAAUGGAAUUUCAAAUCUGCACACUGUUAACAGCUCCAAAAUAUUUUUAUGUUAGGAAUGCCACAACAGAAACAGGUUUUUGUGAUUUUUGC
Molecule: messenger RNA, 4045 nt
Organism: Lepisosteus oculatus (spotted gar)
Lineage: Eukaryota; Metazoa; Chordata; Actinopteri; Semionotiformes; Lepisosteidae
Gene: prokr1b
Product: prokineticin receptor 1b
Biological process (GO): cellular response to hormone stimulus; G protein-coupled receptor signaling pathway
Cellular component (GO): plasma membrane
Molecular function (GO): neuropeptide Y receptor activity; peptide binding
Source: RefSeq, a predicted model, not a curated record